Molecule: messenger RNA, 1947 nt
Organism: Paramacrobiotus metropolitanus
Lineage: Eukaryota; Metazoa; Tardigrada; Eutardigrada; Parachela; Macrobiotidae
Exons: 6
Coding region: 404-1672 (422 amino acids)
Source: RefSeq, a predicted model, not a curated record
CACAACUUUGUAAAUCAGUAAAUUCACUGGAAUUCUCAGUUUUAUUGUUCUUAUAUUUCUAGAAAAGAAUUCAUUUUUUAACGGGUUUGCCGUUUUCACGAGCUGAAAUAUUCAGUGUGCCGUAGUGAAAGGAGUUGACGCAGAUUUAAUGAUUUUAUCUUGUUCCCUAGACCUUGGCCAUUACAACCUACACAUGUUUCUUUAUUUCUCUUCAAAUUUGUGUAUUGUCGCAUUGAUUUGACCAAUAAAGUCCAGACACCUACACAACGUACCUACUACCUAUCAUACGAACCGUUGACUCGGGUAGUCAGUGGUUCGCAGAAUCGCAGUUGUUAUUUUUAGUGAGUAUUUAGCUUGUGGCUGGUUGUGACUGCUGAGAGUCUCUCGUGGUGCAAGAUUGACCAUGGCAACUUUUGGCUCCUUUGGAUCACAGCCGGCGACGUCCGCAUUUAACUUCGGAGCCCCAGCAACAACGGCCCCAACUUUAUCAUUCGGCGCACAACCCUCAACUGGAUUUGGCUUUGGCGCCGCUUCCACGGCUAGCAAACCCAGUGGCUCAUCGUUUUUUGGCACUCCCGCCACAACAGCGUCCACAACCUUUGGUUUCCCUAGCGCGGCCACGUCUUCGGCUUCCAAUCUCGCUGCUCAACCGGGAUCCGCAUUCGGAGCUACCGCCACAGCCAACAUAUAUCAGUUUCCCAAAAAAACUCAAGACCAAAGUACCAGCACGGCAGGGCCAUCACAAUCGCAGUCAACGACGACAAAUGUUAAAGUGGGAUUCUCAGGAAUGAAGCCGAGGGAUCACAUAAUUGACGAUCCCCUCAAAUCUGAAGUACUCGAAUUGGAAAAGCGAAUUAGGAAAUUUCGUGACACCCAGAAGGGGGCCGAUGCUUACACUCUGCAGGACGCCACCGAAUGGGAAGUGGAAAUUAAAGACUACGAUCGCACGGCCUCGAAAAUCCAGAAGAAACUUCAGGAGACUUUCAGUGUGAUCGAUGUGUUGCGGAAAAAUGCAGCGCGUUUGUAUUCCAACACGCUUCUCUCCACGCGCCUGAGUAGCAGUCCUUCUGCGUAUUACAGUAUUGCGUCUGCCAUUGAAUCAUAUUUCAUGGAAGUGAUGUCGGGUUUGCGCACGGAAAUGGAAAUUCUGGAAGAUGAGCUGAAUCACUUGGAGAAUCUCCACGAAGAUCUUUUGCGAUCGGGAAAUGAACGUUAUAAUCCGCGGGAUUUGCAAGCGACCUACGCGUAUUUGUCCAAAAUUGUCGGUGGGAUUGCCGUAGCUGUCGAUGAAAUGUUGAAAAUUGGUCAGGAUUUACGAAAAGAAAUCCAGAUUAUGAAAGGAGGUGGUGGACCAGUUGCCGUCCCACAGCAGGCGUUUAUGGCACAGGAUGUUGCGCAAUUGUCCGCUGCCCGAUCGUUGUUCAGUGCACCGACCAUCGCUGCCUCUGCUACUCCAAAACAUUUAUCAGCGUUGUCCAAGUCACCUUUGUUGCAACAAGUGAACGCAGACCAACAGUUUACGAUUUUUAAUCCGGCGAUGCGCGCUUUGAAUCGAAUGGACAGUAUGAGCACCCCCGCGAAGUCCACCAUUCAAAGCAGCUCUACUUCGUCUGCAGGAAAUCGCCUGGGGGGAUUUGGAUUAUUUCCGGGAGCGACUUCACCUGGAUUUUAACUACAGUGCGAACUUGGAAGCACUGAUGCCUUCGUUUGCCUUGAGAAAGGAUUUUUUCUGUACCGUAUAUCCGGCAUGGCAUUUGCUUGCUUUUUGUACUCGAUCCUUUCAUAAGUCGAUCAUACGGUAAUGAAAUCGAAAAGAUUGUCAGCUUUCUACUGAAAAAAAAAUUAAAAACGGUUGAAUAAAUGUUUCCAGUAAAUUGGUAAUAUUUCAUGGUGCCUGACGCCUACCAUAGAGCAGAGCAGAACUUAAUAAACUGUAUUGUUUUCUGA